Salvelinus fontinalis (brook trout) is the source of this 1977-nucleotide messenger RNA. Its product is annotated as zinc finger protein 883-like. NCBI's taxonomy places the organism in Eukaryota, Metazoa, Chordata, Actinopteri, Salmoniformes, Salmonidae. The coding region runs from base 127 to 1758 and encodes 543 amino acids. Gene Ontology annotation, biological process: negative regulation of transcription by RNA polymerase II; regulation of cytokine production; regulation of immune system process. The transcript is spliced from 5 exons. The record is from RefSeq and is a predicted model, not a curated record.
AGGCCGGUAACAUCAACAGUGAGGACAAACCCAGCUUGCCUCUCUCCUUCCACACUGAGUCCAAACCUACAGUCACUGGGUCCUGAUUGUGACAGUGGAGCCCAGUUUGCACUGCAGGAUUCAGAAAUGGCAUCAGUGAAGCUGGAAGACUGCAGUCAAACGCUGGAGCUGAAUGUCAACAUUAAAGCGGAAGAAGAGGAGGAGAAGAUUGGGAAGUAUGUUUCUCAUGGACGACUAGAAUUAAGUCCGAUGCCGAGGCCGGUAACAUCAAUAGUGAGGACAAACCCAGCCUGCCUCUCUCAUUCCACACUAUGUCCAAACCUACAGUCACUGGGUCCUGAUUGUGACAGUGGAGCCCAGUUUGCACUGCAGGAUUCAGAAAUGGCAUCAGUGAAGCUGGAAGACUGCAGUCAAACACUGGAGCUGAAUGUCAUCAUUAAAGAUGAAGAAGAGGAGGAGAAGAUUGGGAAAUCUGUUUCUCAUGGUAUGAGGCCGGUAACAUCAACAGAGAGGACAAACCCAGCCUGCCUCUCUCCUUCCACACUGAGUCCAAACCUACAGUCACUGGGUCCUGAUUGUGACAGUGGAGCCCAGUUUGCACUGCAGGAUCCAGAGAUGGCAUCAGUGAAGCUGGAGGACUGCAGUCAAACACUGGAGCUAAAUGCCAACAUUAAAGAUGAAGAAGGGGAGGAGAAGAUUGGGAAAUCUGUUAAUCAUGGACGACUAGAAUUAAGUCUGUUAACAUCCGUGAAGCUGGAAGACUGCAGUCAAACACUGGAGCUGAAUGUUGACAUUAAAGAUGAAGAAGAGGAGGAGAAGAUUGGGAAGUCUGUUAGUCAUGGAGACCAUGUUGAGACAUUCUCUACAUCCAGAGAUCAACAGCAGGAAGAUCACAGAGCCAAGAGGUCUCACCACUGCCCACAUUGUGAGGAGAUCUUCCCAUUACUAUCAAAGCUAAAAAUACACACAAAGAUACACACAGGAGAGAAUCUGUAUUCCUUCACUGACUCUGGGAAAAGAUGCACAACAUCAGUGGCUCUGACAGUUCAUCAGAGAGCACACACAGGAGAGAAGCCUUACUCCUGCUCUGACUGCGGGAAGACUUUCUCUCAAUUGGCUUUCUUAAAAAAACAUGAACAUAUGCAUACAGGAGAGAAGCCUUACUCCUGCUCUGACUGUGGGGUGAGUUUCUCUCGACUCGAUGCCUUACAAACACACCAACGUAUACAUACAGGAGAGAAGCCUUACUCCUGCUCUGACUGUGGAAAUAUGUUCUCUCAACUGGGCCACUUGAAAAGACAUAAACAUAUACAUACAGGAGUGAAGCCUUAUUCCUGCUCUGACUGUGUAAAAUGCUACUCAACAUCAACUCAGCUAAAAGUUCAUCAGAGAACACACACAGGAGAGAAGCCUUACUCCUGCACUGACUGUGGGAAGACUUUCUCUCAGUUGGCUUUCUUAAAAAUACAUGAACGUAUACAUACAGGAGUGAAGCCUUACUCCUGCUCUGACUGUGGAAAUAUUUUCUCUCAACUGGCCCACUUGAAAAGACAUGAACAUGUACAUACAGGAGUGAAGCCUUACUCCUGCUCUGGCUGUGUAAAAUGCUUCAUAACAUCAACUGAACUAAAAGUUCAUCAGAGAACACACACUGGAGAGAAGCCUUACUCCUGCCCUGACUGCGGGAAGAGGUUCUCUCGAAUAGGUCUCUUAAAAACACAUGAAUGUGUACAUAGAGGAGAGGAGCCUUACCACUGACCUGACUAGAACAUGUUUUAAAACAACAGCUGAGCUAAAAGGUCAAGAGGGAACCUUACUUUUGCUCUUAAUGUGGCAAGAGUAACUCAAGUGAUAGUCACCAAGUAAAAUACUACUUGAGGAAAAGUAUUUGGUUCUAAAUAUACUUAAGUAUCAAAAGUAAAAGUAUGCAUAAUUUCCAAUUCCUUAAAUUACCCCUACGAGAUGGGUGUCCCUAAA